GUGGCAUUGUGGGUGGAAAUUGUGAUGGCGGCGCUGGAGAGGAAAGGGAGGGCCAUGUGAGUCAGGAGUGUGAGGAACGUCCCCAUUCAUGUUUAUGCAGUGAAGAAGCAGCAAAGCUAUUGGGUCGUCUUGCACCGAGAGGAAUGUGAACUUGAAGAUCAUCAUCUGAGUCAAGUUACAGACUAAGCUACUGUACUACCAAGGAGGUUGCUACUACCUAACCUUUAAAAACUGGACAUGACUACAGGGAGUCUUAGAUAGGCAACAGCUGCAAUAAAAGUGAAUUGUUUUUACCGUGACGCUGUGUCGGAACCAUGGAUUUUGCCACAGCCAGUAGUGUGGUGCUGGAAACCCUGACCAAGGCCACCAGCCAGGACCAGACUAUUCUGAAGCCUGCAGAACAACAACUCAAGCAGUGGGAGACUCAGCCUGGCUUCUACUCCAUUCUUGUGACCAUAUUUUCCAACCAUGCCAUCUCCCUGAAUGUUCGCUGGCUGGCAGUGCUGUACUUCAAGAAUGGAGUGGACCGAUAUUGGAGAAGAACUGCUCCUAACAUGAUGGUUAAGGAGAUUCCUCCAGGGCUGGUUAGAAGGAGGGCUGCAACCAUUAGUGAGAUAUAUGCCAUCCCAGAGGAGGAGAAAAAUCAACUGAGGAAACAACUCAUUGCAAACUUCAAUGAACCAGUCAACCAGGUUGCCACCCAGCUGUCUGUACUGAUAGCGAAGGUUGCACGCGUGGACUGUCCCCGAGCCUGGCCGGAGCUCAUUCCAACCCUCCUGGAAGCAGUCAAGUCUCCGGAGGUACUGCUCCAACAGAGGGCGCUGCUGACUCUGCACCAUGUCACCAAGACACUUGCCACCAAGAGACUGGCAGGGGAUAGGAAGAUAUUCCAGGAGCUUGCAGGGAACAUCUUUAGCUUUGUGUACAACCUGUGGAACAGCCACAUGGAGACCUUCCUACAGUUGGUAGUCACAUCGCCUGGCAGCACUGACCAGCUUCUGCCUCCACUGGAGAGAUGUCUACUAACUCUGAAAGUCUGCAGGAAGCUAGCUGUACAUGGCUUCACAAGUGCAGACACCAUGCCAGAUGUAAUGGCUCUCCUAAAUGCAACACACCCACGAAUCAAGUCCCUACUGCCUCUAAGAAAAGAUUUCUCUACUCACAUUCAGCUAAAGGAGAAGCUUGAAAAGCUCGUAAUUCUGCUGACAAAAGUGCUGCUAGACAUGCUUGAGUACCAUGCUGUGGCCUUCGUCCCAUUCAUCCAACCAGCGCUGGAGUUUACAGUAAGCUACGUGUUCACAGAGACAGGAGAGGGGCUACUGUUCGAGAGGUUUACUGUCCAGUGCCUGAACCUGGUCAAAGCCAUUAUAAAAUGUGACAAAUACAGACCUGCCAAAGAAAUAAGUGAAACCAAAGAACCAGCCACAAUAGAAGCCUAUAAGGCAAAGAUGAGCUUCUUCACCUGUGCGACCCUGACUGAGAUCUGCACACGUCUCAUCCUGCAGUACUUCCCUCUCACGGAGGAGGAUUUGCAGGCUUGGGAUGCUGAUGCAGAAGACUACAUCACUGAUGAAGGGGGAGAAUCCUGGAAGUUUACACAAAGACCCUGUGUGGAGGUUUUUUUCAUGACUCUGUUCCAUGAGUUCUGUGAGACUCUCACACCGUGUCUUCUUCAGAUGGUGCAAACAGUGCAGGGUCCUGUGAAUCCAGAAGAUGUUUGUGCCUUGUUGCAGAAGGAUGCAGUUUACAAUGCCCUUGGCCUGGCUUCCUACGAGUUAUAUGAUGUGGUAGAUUUUGACCAGUGGUUCCAAAACCAGCUGCUUGGAGAGCUGCAAUGCAAGCAUCCUAGAUACAAAUUAAUUCGAAGACGAGUCAUCUGGCUGAUUGGCCAGUGGAUUGGAGUGAAGUUCUCUGUUGACUUGCGCCCGAUGAUGUAUGAAGCCAUCCUGCCGUUGCUGGGUACAGAAGAGGACCUGGUGGUCCGCAUCACUGCUGCUAAUACUCUGAGGAUAGCUGUUGAUGAUUUUGAGUUUAAGUCAGAGCAGUUCCUACCGUACUUGGAGAGAAGCUUCUCAUUAUUAUUCCACCUGCUGCAGCAGGUAUCUGAGUGUGACACCAAGAUGCAAGUGCUGCAUGUCCUUUCCUUUGUGAUUGAAAGAGUUGGAUCGGAGAUCAGGCCAUAUGUGUCGUCACUAGUACAGUACCUACCUAUGCUGUGGGAGGAAUCAGCAGAACACAACAUGCUGAGAUGUGCCAUCAUCACAACACUCAUCCAUCUCGUACAGGGUGUCGGACCACUUUGCAUGAAUCUGUUCCCCUUCCUGCUGCCAGUCAUCCAGUUCAGCACAGAUGUGACACAGCCCCCUCAUGUGUACCUCAUGGAAGAUGGGGUGGACCUGUGGCACAUAACCCUGCAGAGUUCUACCUCUGUAACACCAGAACUUCUACAACUCUUCAACAACAUGCCUGCCCUUCUAGAGUUGGGGUCAGAGACCUUACGGGUGUGCUUCAGCAUAGUGGACUCCUAUGUUCUGUUGGGGCCUGGUGAGUUUCUACAGAUGUACUCCGGGAUGUUGCAUACAGUGCUGUCAGACAUGAUGACGGACCUGAGACCAGAAGGAGUGACCCACAUAUGCAGGGUAAUAGAAAAUAUGUUCCGUGUCUUCCCUGUGGAAGCUCCCCAGCUGUUUCCAGAUAUCUUAUCUCAUUGCUUCAAGGCUGUACUGGAUAAAGAGGAAUUACCACAGCUGAUGUCCAUGUACCUGGUGCUGAUAGCCCGCGUGAUGUUACAGAACAAUGCCUUCUUCUUCACUUUCCUGUCCAGCCUGGCCUCCAAACUUGGGCUGCAGCCUGGCGAGGUGUUAGGGACAUUACUGGAUAUCUGGAUGGAGAGACUGGAUUGCAUCAGCCAACCAGAGAGAAGAAAGCUCUCAGCUUUGGCUUUGGCCUCCCUCCUGGUCUCAACUGAAAAAGUAAUAUUGGAGCGAUUCUGUGCCAUCGUGAAUUGUUGUGUCGAAGUGCUACAUGAUUGCUGCAGAGAGGACUAUUCAGACAUCCUGUUGAUGACAGAAAAUGAUCCACAACCUGAGGAUGAGAUGGAGAUGGAAGAAGAUAGAAGAAGAAGACAGUUGUCAAUCAAAGAUCCAGUCCACUCGGUGUCACUGCGAGACUUUGUACAAGCCAAGCUGCACGAAUGUCAGCAGACACACGGACAAGAUGGCUUCCAAACUCUUAUGGACACAGUAGACGUUGAAAUCAAGGAACAAUUGCAAAGAUUUAUUGAGUAGACAGAUGGAUUGAUUUAAAAGCUUGGCAAGUUUAAACGUUUUGUUCUAAAUCUCUAAAAUCUGCAAAUGUUUGAUUCAGAUGUUGGUAAGCAUCACCUAGUAUAGAAAAAUGUGUUAAGCUAUUAAAAAAGAAAGCCAGGUGCUUUGCUUGCCACUCUAAAAUUCAUUUAUUAUCGUUCAAUCAGGCAUUGCCAAAUCUUCAUCAUUGAGUAAUGUACACCUGUGCAAAAAAAGUAUUAAGGCCUUAAAGAUUAACAGUCCUGGAUGAAAGGAGCAUUAACUGUUACACAUUAUUACUCGCUAACAUUGUUAGGUACAUUGUACUUGUAUACAUGUGUAACUUGGUGGGUUCACAUGUAUAGUAUCAUGUAUAGUAUAUGUAGAUAGUGUUACAAGAGAUAUUUGCUUACUAAGCUUGAUAACUGUAAUCCAAAAUUCAGCUAGAAUUUUCAUCACCCAACCCUUCCUAAAUGGCAAUAUACAUGAAUGCAUGUAACAGUUACAUUACAUAACCUGAUCAUUGUCAGUUGCCUAGAGAAGACACGAUUUUUCAAUUAACAAUUUUGAUUGUUUCAGUGUAGUCCUUGGCAUUCUCAUUUGGUUGUGCAUGCUCUCUAGUCUCAGUGAGUGAGUGAGUCUAAACUGCAUUACCUGGAUAUAGAUGACAGGUAACGUUAACAUGUUUCAAAAUGAAUUGCAAUCAUAUAUACGGCAAUGAAGGUGCGGACUACAACUUAUAAUACAUGCUGUUACUCAUAGCAGAGAACACAUAGUAAGAGUGUUUGCUGUACAGUAAGGCACCAAUUCCAAAGCAUGUAAUAGUACAGGGUACUCUCUUAGAUAUUUGUAGGUUACCUCAUUAGAAAUCAUACAACAAUGAAGAGAAAGAUUUUAGUAACUGAUGACAACACAGUCAGAUUUAGAAUGGUUGUACAAUAUGCUAGAUCAAGAACGUCCAAAGAAAGGCCAUAUUGAUGGAUAAGAGACUGGCCAGAUAUGUUGAAUGUUGUUUAAGGUAGGAUUCUAGUCUUUGGUUACAUCUGCUUUGUGCAAGUCAGAUGGUAAUCCAGACUUUGAUAGUGAUAGGAACAAAGUUUCAAAAUUGUACAAUAGUUGUGGAAAAAGAGUGUACAGAGUUCCUGAAGUGUAAAAUUUGGAAGACAAACCUUUAUGAAUUUAAGAGAAAUUGCUGGGUAUUUUCAUAAGGGAGGGUAUCUGUGUGGUACAGUAAAGGUAGACUAAAAGAAGUCAAAUUAUAUGCUUGCAGCUAUUUUUGGUGAAAUAUGGACAUUAAGUCAAGCAGAAUGUGGUAUGAGCACUGUUACCCACGGUCAAGGGUAAGAACACUGUUAAUGUGUAAGAGUUAAACAAAUACUUCAUCAGCUCUUCAAAGCUGACAGCCUAAUGUAGUCAACACUCAAACAUAAAUGUACUGCCAUGAAUUCGAUACUUCUUUCUUUCAAGUAUAGUGUAUUUCCAUGAAAGUUACAGUUGCCUGCACUGAAAUUUAUGAUGAUCUCCAAGCAGAAGAUGGCAUGUAUAGCAUUAUGACAUAUUACAGGUUACCCUAUAUCCAAGCUUUGUUGUAUUGGGUGAUUCAUUUACACAUAUGAACAGGAUUACCGGUAAUAAAAGAAAUGGUAUUAUGAC
Messenger RNA from Branchiostoma floridae (Florida lancelet), 4937 nucleotides. RefSeq names its product importin-11-like. Gene Ontology annotation, molecular function: small GTPase binding. Gene Ontology annotation, cellular component: cytosol; nuclear envelope. NCBI's taxonomy places the organism in Eukaryota, Metazoa, Chordata, Leptocardii, Amphioxiformes, Branchiostomatidae. The record is from RefSeq and is a predicted model, not a curated record. Gene Ontology annotation, biological process: protein import into nucleus. The transcript has 33 exons. The coding region runs from base 315 to 3287 and encodes 990 amino acids.